AUGGAGGGGGGCUUCAGCAAGGCUCUUCUGAUGAAAAAAGAAAAUGGACAACAGGUCAUUGCCAAGAUUCCCUGCCGCAUUGCCGGUCCGGCGUGCUUAACAACAGCGUCUGAAGUUGGCGUUUUAGAAUACAUUCGAAAACAUACAAGCAUCCCCGUUCCACGCGUUCUCUCGUCGUCCUCGGACAGCUCGAACCCUGUAGGUGCCGAGUACAUAGUCAUGGAGAAAGCCGCCGGGGUUCCACUGUUUCAACGAUGGGCCGACAUGGCGGAAAUUGACCAGUUGGAACUCAUAAAGAACUUGACGAAGCUUGAGGCCCAAUUAUCGUCUAUCCAAUUUCCCGCGUAUGGUGGUCUAUACCUUCGAGCAGAUACAGGCGCCCAGCAAUCCACUUAUCAAAUGCUCAAUGAGAGUAUUGAUCCGUCACACACGUUUUGUAUUGGCCCUUCUUGUGAUCGUUCAUUUCAUGUUGAUCGGGACACAGAUCUCGGACAGUCAAAAGGGCACUUCAACCAAGGACCAUGGAACACGAUAUCAGAUGUUGGGAUAUCUAUCGCAAAGCGGGAGCUAACCCGGCUAUCGAGCGAGCGCUUGGAUAGGCCACCAACCUUCUAUCAAGGAAGUGUUGAAGAACAGGCCCAACUUUUACAAUCCACAAUCACCCUCAUGCCCAUGUUGGAUUCCCAUCCAACUCUAGUCAAGUCGAGCCGGCCUAUAUUGUGGCACACCGAUUUACACAUGGGAAAUAUAUACGUUGCGCCAGAUGAAAGCUCGCAGAUCGUAUCUGUAAUUGAUUUUAAAUCUCUAUCAGUGUUGCCUGCAUUUCUUCAGGCACAGUGGCCCAUAUUUUUGAAGCCCCCGCAAAAUUACCCGAAAGGGUUUGUUCAACCAAAACUUCCUGACAAGUUGGACGAACUGGAUGAAGAAAGUAAAUCCCUUGCUCAACAGGAAUGGUCCCAGGCAAAGUUGGCAAAGGCAUACGAAGUUUCAACCUACCUUGAAGACAGAUUUGCCUAUGAUGCUAUGAAUGUGCCGCGUGUCUUUCGAGAGCUUUUUAUUCGGUGUGCAGAGGUCUCCGAGGUUGGAGUUGUUCCACUGCGAGCGUGCCUAAUAGAGAUCUUUCAGAAUUGGUCGGGCCUGGGAUUUACUGGACAAUGUCCUCUCUCCUUUACUGAAGAGGAAAUCAAUACACACGAGCGCCACUUUGCCGAAUAUGAAGCUUGGCAUGAAGUCCAGCGCCUUGCGUGGGAAUGUCUAGACACUGACGCUGAGGGGUGGAUUGCGCCUCAACUAGAUAUUACCGAAAAACAAAGACAGAACCGCGAAUUGCUGUCUAUGUUCCUCGAGCGGAUGGCUGGAGAAAAGUCGCCAGAGGAAGCGAGGAAAAUGUGGCCAUUUCUGGAUGAAGCAUGA
Molecule: messenger RNA, 1413 nt
Organism: Aspergillus lentulus
Lineage: Eukaryota; Fungi; Ascomycota; Eurotiomycetes; Eurotiales; Aspergillaceae
Cellular component (GO): mitochondrion
Source: RefSeq, a predicted model, not a curated record